This is a messenger RNA of Leptopilina heterotoma, 730 nucleotides long. RefSeq names its product protein KRTCAP2 homolog. Bases 157 to 552 code for a protein of 131 amino acids. The transcript is spliced from 3 exons. NCBI's taxonomy places the organism in Eukaryota, Metazoa, Arthropoda, Insecta, Hymenoptera, Figitidae. The record is from RefSeq and is a predicted model, not a curated record.
UUGACAACUGACAGUGUGUGAACACCUUUAAUUAUAAAGCACAAGCUGUGUUUACGUGGCUGACAAAAUAAAUAAUUUGUAAAAAACAAAACAAACUUCAUGUUUUAUAAUAUAUAAUAAUAAUAAACUCUUGUUAAAUUCAAGGAAUUAGGUACAAUGGCUGUGACAAGUGGAGUGUCCUUUGCAUUAUCUGCAAUAAUUACCGUACUUCUUUUUUCUGGAAUGCAAAUGUACAGAAGUUGGCUUUCAUCAACUCAAAUCCACACAGUUCUCGGUGGUUACAUAGGUUCCUUAGUUUUUAUAUUUUUACUGACCGCAUUGGGAAAUUUGGAGACAAUUAUGUUUGGCAAAUCAUUUCAAAUGAAACUUUUUCCCGAAGUUUUCAUUUCUUUAAUCACAUCGCUAAUUGCAUCAGGAUUAGUGCAUAGAGUUUCGACAACAACAUGCUUCCUUUUCUCCAUUGUUGCACUCUAUUAUAUUAAUCGAAUUUCUCAACAAACAUAUUCGUCGUCUGCACCGACAGUUCCUGUACAUACGAAAAAGAAGAAAUAAAACUGAAAUUUACGCAAUUCGCGAAAAAAAAUGCCAAUUUGAAAUUUCUAAUUUACUUACAAUAAUUAAUUAAAUUAUUUCAAAGUAAUUGUAGGUACAUUAAACUUAUAUUUCACUUGAUGAAAAAUAUAAUUUUUUUAACAGGAGGACUGAAUAAUAAAGAAGAUUUUAUUGAAAA